UGCUGCUCCCAACCAGCAGCUAGGAUCAAAACCCAAUGACGACGCGUAGCAAGGUCAAGUCAAUCGGUCCUCAUUUAUUCCUAAUUCUAUAUGGUUAUAGGAUGCCAUCCAGCAUUACAGGCAGAGGCAGCCCAAGAACGCGGCUUCAUUCCAAGAAAACAGUUGCCGGCCGCAUUCAUGGACGGCGGCGGCGUCCGGGUCGUCUCCCGGCGCAUGGUGCGCCCGUUGACGCCGCCGCCGCCGAUGGCGAACGGCAACGGCUGCCAUCCACCCAAGGCGGAGGUCGAGGUGAUCCACCUCACGCCCUGGGACCUACGCCUCAUCAGCAUCGACUACAUCCAGAAGGGCAUCCUCCUGCCCAGGCCUCCGGUCUCCGGCGCCAGCCUCGUCAACGCCCUCCAGUCCUCGUUCGCGCGCGCCCUGCGCCUCUUCUAUCCCUUCGCCGGCCGGCUCGCCGCCGAGGAGCUUGGCGACGGCACCGUGUCCGUCUUCCUGCGGUGCACCGGCGAGGGCGCCGAGUUCGUGCACGCCGUGGCGCCGGGGGUCGCCGCCGCGGACAUCGUCUCCUCGCUCUACACGCCGCCCGUAGUCUGGGAGUUCUACCCGCUGGCACGGGUUCUCGGCGCCGACGCCGCCAUCGGACCGCUCCCCGUGCUGGCCGUCCAGGUCACCGAGCUCGCCGACGGCGUGUUCUUCGGCAUGACCUUGAACCACUCCGUCGGCGACGGCACCGCCUUCUGGCACUUCUUCAACACCUGGUCGGAGAUCCACCGAGCCGGCGGCGACCUGCGCGGCGGUCUCUCCACGCCGCCGCCGGUGCUCCAGCGGUGGUUCCACGAGACCUGCCCCGUGCCGAUCCCCAUGCCAUUCCGCAAGCUGGAGCACAUCGUGAAGCGAUUCGAGCGCACGGCGGUGCAGGAGUGCUUCUUCACCUUCUCCGGCGCGAGCGUCAGGAAGCUCAAGGCCCGGGCGAACGGCGAGAUGGCCAUGGCCGGCACGGCCGACGCCGCCAUCUCGUCGCUCCAGGCGGUCCUGGCGCACCUCUGGCGCGCCGUGUGCCGCGCCCGGCGCCUGCCGCCGGAGCAGGGCACGUUCUACUCGGUGGUCGUCGGGUGCCGGGGGCGCGUCGGCGGCAUCCCCCCGGGCUACGUCGGCAACGCCAUGGUGUUCGGCAGGGCGGCGGCCACCGCCGGCGAGAUCGAGGAGAAGGGGCUGGGCUGGACGGCGUGGCUCCUGAACCGCGCCGUGGCGUCGUUCGACGAGGCGAGCAUGAGGGAGUCGCUGGAGCGGUGGGUCCGGGAGCCGGACUUCACGUACGUGGGCAACCUGUCGUCCGGCGGCACGGCGCUGGUGACGGGGAGCUCGCCGCGGUUUGACGUGUUCGGGAACGACUUCGGGUGGGGGAAGCCGGUGGCCAUCCGGAGCGGCGCCGGGAACAAGGUCGACGGCAAGGCGACGGUGUUCGAGGGGCCGGAGCGGGGAGGGAGCAUGUCGCUGGAGGUGUGCAUCGCGCCGGACGCGCUCGCGAGGCUCGUCGCCGACGAGGAGUUCAUGGACGCGGUGAGCAUGCCGGGGUUGUUGACCGCCGUGCGGCAUUAAUCGCAUCGUUGACAAGCUGCCGUGAUGCACAUGCCCAUGCAUGACCGCCUCGACGGUUGAUGAUGAAGAAUCAACACUCGUGGUUUGUUUAUUUUGGCUAAUUAUUAAGUAUACUACAACUGUUCCAAAUUAUAGUUCGUUUGACAUUUUUUUACAUUAAAUUUGACCACUCAUCUUAUUUAAAAAAAUAUAUGCAAACAUUAUCAAAUUGAAGACACUCUUGGAGAUUUUGUAUUGAUAAAGAAACCCACGACAAAAAAGUGAUGUUUUGCACAAAUUUUUGAACAAGAUGAAUGGUCAAAUUUGGCAUCAAAAAAGUCAAACUACUUAUAAUUUGAAACAGAGGGAGUAUGUUGGUGUGUACUUGUUUCUUUAGUAGUUUUUGCAUUGUGAGUCGUCAAACAUUAUUUGAAAAUUAUGAAGUUAGAUGUCGUGUUUGAGGAGGUGUCACAACGAUUAUUACUAGUCUAAAAUAUCCAUACUUGAGAGUCGUUGGCAUUA
Messenger RNA from Panicum virgatum (switchgrass), 2100 nucleotides. RefSeq lists its product as uncharacterized. The transcript has a single exon. Lineage: Eukaryota; Viridiplantae; Streptophyta; Magnoliopsida; Poales; Poaceae. Bases 91 to 1599 code for a protein of 502 amino acids. The record is from RefSeq and is a predicted model, not a curated record.